Molecule: messenger RNA, 1704 nt
Organism: Mesorhabditis spiculigera
Lineage: Eukaryota; Metazoa; Nematoda; Chromadorea; Rhabditida; Rhabditidae
Source: the annotation of a GenBank genome assembly
AUGGGACCAAGUAGCAGAUACAUAAUAUUGACCCUAACUCUGCUUUUUGCCUUUUUGGAAUUUGCAGCUUCGUGCAACGAUAACGAGUUCCAAUGCACGGGGCAACCGGAAAAGUGCUUACCAACAAUUUGGAUGUGUGAUGGGCGGAAUGACUGCGAUGAUGGGAGUGAUGAGCAUUCGGUUGCUUGUCAUCAGCAUUCGAAAGCCGGACAGGGAUGCCAUGGCGAUCAGCCGGACUGCGUUUAUUUGGGCGUGACAAGGUGUAUAAUGCAUGAAUGGCUUUGUGAUGGGCGGACAGACUGUGACAACAACUUCGACGAGGCCAAUUGUACCCAUAUCAACGUCACGAGCCCUGCAGAAACCGCGGCCAGCCUAUGCAUGUGGCCACCCGAAGAUAUUCCAGCCGGCCCAGCCGCUGCCUUUGAUAUUGUAGAAAAUGGAGCUCUUUUUCACAACGAGAAGGAAAAUACCCUCCGGUUAAUCAAAUACCGUAACGCCAAUCAGGACCCCCAGAUCGUUGAUUAUUUAUUGCCCCUAAUCCUAACGAGCAGCCACUAUUAUUGGGCGAGAUUUACGACGAUCACUGAAACUCCCUUCCGGGUAAUGGCCGUCUUGAAAAAUCAUUCCACGAAAAGCUUCGAAUUCUUUUUAUUGAUAUUGAGAGAGGGAGUUGUGGAUGUUAUACAGGAGAUUAAGACCCAGUUGAAGCCGUUUGGCUAUGAGGUCAACAUGAAUCGACUAGCGCCAGCGGUAGUCGUCGUUUCGUUUUUAUCGCGGAAGGAAAAUAAGAAAUUUAUUAAAUCGAGGAGGAGCUCGGAUCGUCAACUUUUUCUUCAACAGGUGAACAAAGAACGACUCUCCGCCUCAACCUCUGACAGCUCGAAUUCGGAUGAACAUCUCCCGAGCCGGAUUUCCGCUCAGCGCACCCUAUCCUCACAUUCUGAAAGCCACAUCUCCCAGAAUUCGCUUGAUAUCGAGAAGCCAAAGCUGGAAAAUAACUUUUGGUCGGUGAUGAUCAAGGUGUCGUUCCCGGUGUUUGACCGGAUGGAUUUGACGCUCGUUCCAUUCCGGAAAGCCAAGCUGUCCUUCAAAGUCCGCGCUCCAAGCCUUGAGCGGCCACUUCCGAUCAAGCUGAACAUGUUGACGCGGUUCUCGAUGGACUGCGAAAUCCGAGGCCCUGUAAUCUUCAAAAACAGGGCGUAUUUCCUGACCAAAUCCGACCCGCCAGCGCUGUUGGAAGCCGAGACGCGUGGGGAGGAAACCGUCGGGUAUCUGCCCAGCUUUCAAGGGUUGAGGCUGACGAGAUUACGGAAAAAUGGCGUACCCUGUGUUUGUUCAAAUACCGUGGGAAAUUGUCCGAGUGUUGCCGACGAUGCUAUUUGGAGUAAUUUACAGCUGUUGAAUGGAAAUUUGUUCAUGGCUGCUCAGAAUGACGGCGGACAAAUAUGCGCCUAUACUUUGGUAAUGAAUGAAAAUAAAUUGGUCUGGAUUGAGCAGCCAAUAAUGGACCAGCUAUCCGAUGAACACAACAUCGAAUCUAUGCAAAUUCGGGUGAAAGAAAAGGUGUCGAACGGCCAUGAAGCCUGGUAUCAACUUGGGAUUCGAGUGCGAGCAAACCGUGAAAAAUCGACCAGCAGCGAGCAGUUCUUCGCGCUGGCCAGAAUAAAAGUACCAACCCCAAAUCACAACGGGCUCGCCCCAAAU